This is a messenger RNA of Capra hircus (goat), 729 nucleotides long. RefSeq lists its product as uncharacterized. Lineage: Eukaryota; Metazoa; Chordata; Mammalia; Artiodactyla; Bovidae. Bases 1 to 729 code for a protein of 242 amino acids. The record is from RefSeq and is a predicted model, not a curated record. The transcript is spliced from 3 exons.
AUGGCAGUGACUGGAGCCCCCUGCGGGGUGGCCCUUCGGAAGGCGCUGCAGGAAGAGAAAGACACCCCUGUGCUCUCGGUCCCCACAGAUAACAGGCCAUGUGCAGACGGGGACCGAAGGCGACCACCUCCAAGCCACAAGGAGCUCUCUCGCCAGAACCCACCCCCAGUUGACGGCACCUUGAUCUUGGAGCUCUGGCCUCCAAAGCUGAGAAAAUCUCUAUUGUUGAAGCCACCAGGGCGCUGCGGUUUGUUAUGGACACCCAAGCUGACUGAGACACCACCUCUCAGGGCUUCCCCAGCCCCGGAGGGCUGGGUGGAUGCCCUCUGCUCCCUCUUUGGCCUGGGGUUGCUGGGAAGCGUCUGGAUUUUUAGGCUUGGUAACCACAGAUCUGGGUUCGGGGGAGUUUCCGCACAGACCCUGUUCUGGACCUGUUCUGCCUCUGUGUUUGAGGCCCAGACCACGAUGGGCUACCGGCUCCGUAUCUUCCAGCAGCAAGUAGAUACACUGAUUAGAGUCGCAGCUCUCAGGGAAGUUGACACAGAUCAUAUUUGUGCACUGGGUGGAAGAGCUUUCUCGAAAUUUAAUUACAACUUAAGUGUAAAACAUGCCCCUUCUGUGGGAGUUUCGUGCCUCGCGCAUAAUUACCUCCCCGCUCUCUCCCAAUCACCCUCUUACGACGCCUCUGUGUGCUGUGAGCGAUUAAUUUAUAGGCUGCUAAUAGGCUAA